Liolophura sinensis is the source of this 7572-nucleotide messenger RNA. RefSeq names its product GTPase-activating protein and VPS9 domain-containing protein 1-like. Lineage: Eukaryota; Metazoa; Mollusca; Polyplacophora; Chitonida; Chitonidae. Gene Ontology annotation, cellular component: cytosol; endocytic vesicle. Gene Ontology annotation, molecular function: guanyl-nucleotide exchange factor activity; small GTPase binding. Gene Ontology annotation, biological process: vesicle-mediated transport; regulation of GTPase activity. The record is from RefSeq and is a predicted model, not a curated record.
CAAAAUGGCUGUCAAUCUGAUGUCAAGGUGCGAAAAGAAACAUCACAAUGACUGGAUUUAAACUGUGAGUCUCUGUAAACAUCAGUCUCUACAUGUUGGAAAGAAAAGAUGUGAAAAAAAAACAAGGAAUUUCUCUGUUUUGACAUUUUGAUAUAGCUCUCUUCUAACGGCUGGUUUUCCUAAGAGAAGUGCAGCCAUGGCUCUAAGCAUGGACAUCCUGGAGCUGGCCUGCCACUUACGGCAAGAGCGACUGUACGUCAACACAGAAAGAGAGAAUCUCCAGAGGCUUAAUGAAGAUGUGAAGAAAGUGGCAGAGGAUAUGUAUCAUUCUGCCUGGCUGGCUAAGCAACAGAGGUCAAUCCUAGAUGCAUUAAUUCGGUCGUCUCAAGACGCCACACCUGCGGAGUGCUGCGGGCGCAUCAACCAGUUGGACUAUGUCAGCUUUGUGGAUAGUUAUAAAUAUUUGAGCUAUCACGAUACUAAAUACGGGGAAUUCCUGAAGGUCUUGCGCGAGUCGCCAAAGCUUCUAGCGCGUUGCAUUGCCUGUUGCGAGAAAGACAGAUAUGAUGUUGCUCAGAGUCUAGUCCGGAUUAGCAUGUCUUCCAUAUAUGCAAACUGUGUCAUGCAGGAAGAUGAGACCUUUGCCCUUCAGCUUUUGAAGACACUCUUGGAACUACAGGUGUCUAAUCACAUGGACCCAAGACGACUCAUACGAAAGGGAACGUGUAGUUUCAGCCUAGUUUUCAAGCAGUUUUUUGACAAUCUGUUUCCAGCGAAGCUAUUUUUGACAGCAGCCCUUCAUGAGCCCGUCAUGAGACUGCUCAUGGAGGAUGAGUGGUUUUAUGAUAUCGACCCUGACAAAGCUGUGAUUCGCUUUCCACCCACUGAGCGAAUAAAACGAUUCGGACAGGCAGGCACUGACGAGUACAAAACGAAGCUGGCAACCUACAGAAAGUUUAUUGUGGACAAGCUCGUGAGCUUAUCAAUGAGGUUCGUGCAGUCCAUUAAGAACAACUUGCACUGUUUUCCUUCUAGUCUUAUAUGGAUUGUGUCACAGGUAUUUCACUGCCUGUCGAAAUCUGAGCGUGUAGGGCUAGCGGACAUUCGGUCCACGUGUGCCGAUCUUGUCUUUGGUUUGUUUAUUUGCCCUGCCAUUUGUGACCCUGAACCCUACGGGAUCACAUCAGAUGUCCCCAUAAGUCACAUAGCACGUCACAACUUGAUGCAGAUUGCCCAGAUCAUCCAGUUGUUGGCCAUCUCCAGAUGGGAAGAUUCGACCCCUAAAGUCCGUGACCUCUACGGCAGAUUUGAUAAGGGCUGUAUGUCAAAUGUGCUGGAUGCCAUGCUAGACGGGACAACGAUGGAGCUGCCCUCAGGGGACAGGCACAGCCACAGCAGAGCCGCUGUCCUCAUCACACAAACUCAGCUGUCUCACCUGAUCACAUAUUUACGAAGUGCCGUCCCUUUGCUGGAGGAAGUUGGAGCUGAGAAGAAGCAGCUUGAGGAGUUGUUGUCUUCUCUGCCUAACACUCUCCCCUUCUUGAACUCCCAAACGUCGACGCCUAGUCAGACUCCACCAGGCACACCGAACAUGCAGAAGAAGACAUUGAGAAGUCUGAAGAAGCGUCCAUCUCACAGCCCUGCUGAUGACACGACCAGUCCUCCGUCUGAGGACAUUGCAGACCCAGAGAUGACGUCAGCGCCCAAGCAGCCAGAAGAGGUCUUAGUUAUCUCCUUUGGGCAGAACUUUGACUGUCCAGGGAUGCUGUCUGAACAGAAGGUUUUGUCCUUGGAGAAUGAGACACGUAGACGGAGAGUGAAAUACCAGGGUGUCCUGAGUUAUGACAUCAAUGUACCUGGCCAGGAAACACAGGAGAAAAGGACGAGGUUUUCACUGUCACAUGACCAGGAAUCUAUAGGGAACACAAGUGAUAUUCCGGAGGCAAUAUCUGAGGCGGCCUCCAGCCACUCUGUGGGCUCCGUGGACCUGGAGAAUGACAACGAUAACUUCUCGGACAUGCUCUCGGCCAACGUGAGUGGUCGGGGCACCCCUAAUAUCAGCGGCAGAGACACGCCCCUGUCUCAGGCUGAGAGCGUGGAGGACAGACGAGCCCCAGAUCUGCCUGAGACCGUCCAGAAGUCAAACAGAGAAGACGUCACUGAUCGAUUUGGGAAGUUCGAAAUCCGACCAGAGCUUGAAAGAGAUGAGGCUAAGUCUACAGUGAGUGAGACCUGGAGUACAGAUGUACUGGCCAGUGACUCUGAACCUCCAGAAUCAAAUCAGAUGGAGAGGUUAGAAGAGGUCACGGAGGAGAUAGUCCGGCAGAACCUGCUCCCAGAGCCUGCCGGGGAGGUGUCUGAGACAGCCAGUGAGAGUGCCUGGAGCACUGAUGUUCUGGCCAGCGACACCGACGAUAAACAGUCAGAACUUCUUACUGACCUGGAACAGUGUAAACUCAGGGAUGACAUCAGCAGCGUGGAGGAGAGGUCUCGCCCAGGUGAAGAUGAUCGCGAUCUGGAUGUGCUGGACUCGGAGGAUAACCAAGGCGACGAGAACAAAGAAGACACACCUCAAGCUUCAGGGGGUCAGAGUCCCUCUGAGGAUCGUCUGUUAGACAGCUUGGGGGCUGUUGGAGGGGGUGAAGCUAUCUACAGGAAGAAGAGAGUCCUACCAAGGGCAUGUAUCUCUGACCCAGCCACUGCCCUGAAAACUGGGGUAGACUAUGACCGGGACGAUUUCACUAUGGAGAGACGACAACACAGCGUCUCCGAUAUCGUCCAAAACUACCAGCUCAAGUCUAGCACUCCAUUCACCAUCAGUAAACGACAGUCAGACAGUUUGAAAACUGCCGAGGGAAAGGUCACGAAUUUACUGGCAGCCAUGGAAGAUAGUUCACCUGCACCCCGGCAUAAUCAAGCCACCAGACAGGAGCAGAGGUACAUGUAUCAGGGGGCGCGGCCCAAAAUUCAGAUCAUGGGGGAAACGACAGACUCAGAUAUUGGCACUGCCUCUCCGGAUCUGGGGUACGAGAGCCCAGAGGGGGAGAAAGUGGAUGCCAAAGUCAGAAAACAUAAUUUUGACUUGGAACGCCUGGCGCAGACUGACUCUGGCAUACUAGUAGCUGAUACACCUGUAGAAGACUAUUUUGCUGUGACUUCUCCCUCAGCAGAUGUUCUGUCUGCUGAUUCAGUGAAACUCUCCGAACAACAAAAUACAAAGCUUGAUGCGAAACGGCUUUCAGCCUCCUUGGCCAUGUUUGACCCAUUGUCUCCAUCGACAGAUGAUGAUGCUGACCUUCUUGAGGGUCCAGGCACAAGUAGUAGCCACACCCCCUUAGAGACAGGACCUGCUCAUACUUCAAGUAACCGUAGCUCUCAGGCCAGCAUGAAGUCAGUAAUCAUGGCAGACUGUAAUGCGAGUGGUCAGAUUGAAAGACAGGGCAUUCUACUUCCUGCCAGGCAAGGAAAUGGAGUUCCAUUAACUGAAGGUCAAGACUUCAUCACUGUCAAUCAAGAAGAUAGGGUGAGAAGGAGGCGGGACAGCAGUGGCAGUAGCCAAUCCACACAUUCUGCCAAUUUGAAUGACCUGUCUGGUAGCAGCCCAAGAGCCGAAACAAUUUCACAGAAAUCUGAUGAAAAGGAUUCCUUGGACAUAGAGUACAGCUCGGAACACGGCAAACGGAAGAAGGGCGGGUUUUUGAACAAGGUCAAAGAAAAGAUUGGAAAAGGCAUGAAGAAGAAGGGCUCAAAGAUAGAUAGAGAUGAUGUGGACAGUGUACUGAACCAGGCUUCAGGUGAGGCGGGUGAGUUUGACAGUAAAGUGUACAUACCUGGUCGCGAUGAGCCUACCAUCAUGGUCACUGAGACAAGUGAUGAUAUACUAGACAAGUACAGGAAAAAGGUGACAAAUGGAACAAGCUCACCCCAACAAUAUGACGCCAUGGAAGGGACCAAUCAGAGCAAGGACAAGAGUCACAUGACCAAGGAUGACGACACGGAUGAUCCGCCAUUUUAUGAUCCAAACAACAUUGAAAACUGUUACGCUUUCCAAGAUGCUAAACGUAAGCUGAGACUAGUGUUGAGCACAGGAGACUUCCAGAUGGGCGUGUGCAUUGCAGACUUUCUCUUUCCCAGUGGAGGGCAACUCAGUCCACGAGAACAUGAUCUCCCUCGUCACGACAAUGAUCUGGUGAAACUGCUCCGUAUGCAGCUGGCCGAAGCGAUCAACCUUCAGGAUAAAGACCUGAUAGCUCAGCUUCACGAGGCUAUUCGCUGCGCCAGACUGUUUGACACUCAAGGAUGUAAGAAGCUUCUGAAGGCUUUGCAGGAGGAGUACAGGGUGAGAUCAGCCUACAUAGCUUACCUGGUCAGGUGUCGCCAGGGCUUACUGCUCUCUCUCUCACAACUACAGAGACUUCACAGCAGGAUCAAACGUGAUAAGGAAGUUUGCUACAAACACUUCACUAACGUCUGCGUGAGACUCUUCAUUGAGAGCAAAGAGAAGGCUGUACUCAAGUUCAUGUCAGAUUUCCAGAAACUCACCGUCUCAGAUGAAAAGACUGACCUGGUAGAGAGAUUUCUUCAGUUCUUGUACUCGUUCAUGGAGAAAGACGGCAUGUGGCAAGCAGCCAGUGAGUCUCAGCUAGAGGACGCUCGUCUCACCCUGGAGCGGUUCAUCAUGAGCAGAAUUUACAGCCAUGCCAUGUUUCCUAACGGGGACGGGGACGUACUGAGGGACCAGAUACUGAACAAGCAUAUCCGCCGGCUGGCUCAGAUUAUCACCCCUAACCACCGGGACAUGAGGAUCCCGCGCAUGUACCACCACGAGUGUCCCUGGCCUGCCGCGCAGAGAGAAAUCUUCAUGAUCAACGCCUAUAAGACUCCUAAGGACAAGCUUCAGUGUGUGAUUCGCUGUUCGACGACCAUAAUGAAUUUACUGAGUCUGGCCAAUGAGAAGUCUGUACCUGCUGCGGAUGACUUCAUCCCCGUGUUGAUAUACGUGGUCAUCAAGGCCAACCCUCCGGGUCUCCUCUCUACCAUUCAGUACGUGAAUAGUUUUUAUGAGAAUCGUCUGGCCGGGGAGGAGCAAUACUGGUGGAUGCAGUUCUCGUCCGCUAUAGAGUUUAUAAAAACUAUGGAAUAUGUGGAGUGAAGUGGGAGAGCUUCACUGUGGCAUUGUCCGCUAAUGGGAUUAGAAUGGUCCAUGUGUAUGUGCAUUGUGGAAGGAUUAGGAAAAGAUGAAGGUGAUAGAGAAGUGUUAACUUCUUUGAGACAGGCAAAAUGGCAUAUACAAGGAUAAAAUGUGGAUGCUUGGAAUAGAACAGCUUUCUUUGUCAUAUGGAGUGAAAUGGGACAGCCAAGAGGUAUGACGUGAGGGAGUGAAAUGGAACAGCCAAGAGGUAUGAAGUGAAAGAGUGAGAUGGAACAGCCAAGAGGUAUGAAGACUCCAAGAGGGAGUAAAAUGGAAUGGCCUUCAGUGUGAAGUAGGUGUGCACAUCCUCUGAAACUUUGCGGGAUGCUGAACAUUCAAAUGGCCUUAGUUACGAAAUGAGCAAGUUGACUACACUGUGGCCUGUGAUUUAAAGUGAAUCCUGAGCUAUCUAGGGGAGUGAAAUGAAACAGCAGACUUUGCAUGGACUGUUCAGAGCUGUCUCUUUGACCCCCCGCCUGUUAAUAAUGGACCAGUCUUACACGUCUGUGAUGAAACCAAUUAUGUCAUAUCAAAUGACUACUUGUAUAGCUUUCUUUCAUGUUGGUAAUAUUGUGUAUCAAAAAACUCCUGGUUCAGCUUGAAUUUUUUUCAAGAAAUUCCUGUCCUUUUCCCUUCUUCCCCAUUUUUGGUGGUUGCUAAGGGGUGUUAAGGUUUGACUGUUGCUAUGAACAUGGCUAACUAGGCCCAUGUGAAAUGCCAAACAUAUGAAAAAGAUAUGUGUAAGUGAUUUUGUACGUUAUUAAUAUACAGAUUAAAUUGCUGUCCUCACAUGUUGUUGUCAGAAUCGCAUAAUGUACAAACUUACAAAUCUUCAGUCUGUCUAGUUGUGUCAGCUACAUGUCCUUCUCUCUCAGAAAUAGCUGCCCUUCAAGUUGGAUGGCUAGCAGUUUAAAAAAGCUAAAAUUUACAGGGCUUCAGAAUGACUGCUUUUAAUCGUGAAUGGUACAUCGUAAUCUAAUGUCCCGAGGUAAACCACUGUAUCUGUACAUUGUACGCAGUUAUUUUACCACAGAUAACGCAACUCGAUGUAAGUAUUGGCAUUUCAUUUGUUGUUGACACUUGAAGAUUAAGUGGCAUUUGAACAUUCUCCCAUGUAUAUUAUGUACAGUAGACUGAACAACUGUAAAUACAUGCAGCUCUUGGGAAAUGAAAAGAAGAUUUGCUACGGAAGAAAAAAAUUUGAAGGAAAUGAAGGGCAUAUCGAAAUUAUGUUAAUUUGUUUGGAAUUGGUUUGACUGGAAUGCCCAAAGAGGGCAUCGGAAGUGAAAUAACAUCCCAUGGUGUAGAGGGUUUUAAUUGGUAUAUUUCAGUACAUCAGCAUGUGAGUAUGCAUAAAACUUUCACAAACCAAAGUCCUUGUACAUGGAGAGGAUUUGUAAUCUUGUUAUUUAUUGAGGAUUAUUUUAUUCAGCUCGGGCAUGACUGUCUUGCUGAAUUUCCUACCAUGCAAUAGUGCCAUCGGUAUUAUACAAGUAGACCCCUGAACACAGGCCUGUUGAUCUAGCGUACCUUAGCAAAUAUGUCUAGCAGAAUAACAAAAGUUGGAUAGGUAGUCACUGUGGUACAUGUGCAUCUGUGUCUACGUAGGGAUCUUACUUCUUAGCUCAGUUUUCCCUCUGCUGACAAAAAAAAACCGGAAGGCAGUAAUCAUGGUAAUCCUGAACGAAAACACUGAAGCCAAGUCAACCGAUGAACUUUCAACACCACAUAUCCACAAUUCAUCUUACAGCUAAACUUGUACCUGGCAUUGGCAUUGAACUGACUAAACGUUUUCUGUUUACAUGAAACUAGAGCACCUUUAUACACUUUCAAUGUUUCUCUUUUUUACGAGCAUUAUUUUAGCGUUUUACUCUGCUUGGAUUAACUGCUUUGUUGCACACCAUUGGCAUUAUCUGUGUGGAUAUAUCCCGCAAUGGCAUAUAAUUACACGAAUGUAACAGUGUCUUUAGUUAUUUUGUUGACGUAAAGAAUUGGCCUUGUAGGCUAUAAAGUUUGUUGUCCUGCCUAUGUUGCCUGUAUAUAGUGUUAAGGUUUUUGCUUUGUUUGGCUUUAAUGUCCAGUGCAAUGUACGUUUGUAUGCUUUAUGUUAUAAGGUUUUCGUCCAAAUAUAUGAUGUACAUGUAUAUUUGGUUUAGAUCAGUGUGUCCAUGUCUUUUAUCUUCUUGUCACACUAUUGUAAAAGUGCUUAUCUCUUUGUUGGCUUUGUUUUGUUGGGGGUUUUUUUUCCUGGUUGUGUUUUGUUUACAUUUAGUCCAAUUCAUGCCAGCAGUGACACUGACAUCCCGUUUACGUGAUUUUCGAAGCCCACUUGUGAGAUACCAGGCUGACCAUUCACGUUAUAAAGUAUACCAGUGACACUU